GAAGUGUAUGCAUGCCUCCCUCCAGCCGUAGUUUGAAUAAUCCACCCAAAGCGUAGUCAGACGCAGUGGGACAGAUUCUGCAGGAAAAAGGAGGCUCACAACUUCAAGAGAUGGAAAGUUUGGUCUUUUUGUUUUCAUUUUCUGCCCUCGGUGUUCUUUAUGCCAUGAACACCAUUCCUGAGUUUCAAGAGCCAUAUGUGAUCCUGGAGAUUGGGGUUGCAGUUUUGGUGAUAGUGUUUUUGUUCUACUACCUCAUCACUCGUGGAAACCCUCCUAAGGACAUCCUCUUCUUUGUUUUUGCAGAAUUUUCGUUUACCUGUGUUAUUGACCUGAUAAGUGCUUUGGAAUAUGACGGCAUCGUUUCUGGCUUCAUGGAAUUCUACCAGAAAACAGGUGAACCCUACUUGGGGACAGCGUAUGGUAUCAUGAUGUGCUACUGGGAUGGUAUAGUGCACUUUAUCAUGUACCUGAUGAUGAUCAGCAGGAUAACUGACAGGAGAGCCUACCGUAACCUGGGCCUGUUCUGGGCUGGCUCGUUGUGUGCCAACAUGAGUGUGUUUAUUACUGGAAUAGUAGCAGGUAAUUAUGGGUCAGAGAUUCGUCCCGUCUUCUGGAUCAAUUUCCUAUUUCUUUUGAUGCCUGUGUGGGGAGCUGUUUCCUUCUUCACUCGACAAAAGGACAGACCACUGAUUGGUGGAUACAAUGCCCAACAUGCUCAGAGUUUGAAGCUAAUCUGGCGUCCCUUGGAUAUGAUCUUGGUGGUGCUCUUGUUCGGUGCCAUGGGCUUCACCACCAUCAGAGGUUUGGUGGCUCUGGACUCUCCACUCCAAGCCUGCUCUGUUUACUUGAACCAGUAUGAACCCUACCUGAAGGAUCCUGUGGGCUACCCCAGAGUCAUGAUGCUGCUCUUGUUCUUUUAUGGACUACCUCUACUGGGUGCAUUUGUCUACGGCCUGCUCCAACCUGGCUGCACCUGGAUGUCAGACUGGACGACAUUCUUCGCAGGAGUUGUGAUCCAGUGCCAGUGGUCCCAUAUUGGCGGGUCGCUCCACUCUCGCACCGCAGCUCCGUUUCAUAUCCCCAGUGAUGUUUUCUGGACAGUGUUGGCAGCUAACCUGCUCUAUGCAGCCAUCCCAGUUCUGGUAGCCCUGCGGGUUCACAGCAACCCUUAUUUCUUCUUAAAAAUUGCUCCCUUUCCUGGUCAGACUGGUUUGCCAAUCAGUGAGGAGAAAGAUACCAAGUACAAAGAUAAAUAAUUCCCACUCACUUGUGGAGUCUAGUCCUCUUGUAUUGGUUGAGAAAGAAGUGCAUGAUUAAAAUUGUCAUAUUUGAAAAUGUCAAAAUAAAGAAUUAUUUUGCUCAAAAA
Nematolebias whitei (Rio pearlfish) is the source of this 1366-nucleotide messenger RNA. It is a transcript of the gene tm6sf2b, whose product is annotated as transmembrane 6 superfamily member 2b. The record is from RefSeq and is a predicted model, not a curated record. Gene Ontology annotation, cellular component: endoplasmic reticulum-Golgi intermediate compartment membrane; endoplasmic reticulum membrane. Gene Ontology annotation, biological process: regulation of lipid metabolic process; lipid homeostasis. NCBI's taxonomy places the organism in Eukaryota, Metazoa, Chordata, Actinopteri, Cyprinodontiformes, Rivulidae. The coding region runs from base 111 to 1256 and encodes 381 amino acids. The transcript is spliced from 11 exons.